Molecule: messenger RNA, 2606 nt
Organism: Bursaphelenchus okinawaensis
Lineage: Eukaryota; Metazoa; Nematoda; Chromadorea; Rhabditida; Aphelenchoididae
Source: the annotation of a GenBank genome assembly
AUGGGUUGUUCGCUGAGUUCUCAUACAGAACCUUUAGAUUCUGAAGUCGAAUUAGAGGAAAAGACUGAAGUAAAAGAAGCGUCAGAUGUUGAUGUUGUAAAUAAGGUAGAAGAUGUGUCUGAGGCGGGGGAUACGACCAAGGUAGAAUGUGGGCUUGAAGUUGAGGAUGUGAGCAAGGUAGAAGAUGUGUCUGAAGAGGAUGAUGAGGCUGAUGUAGGAGAUGUGUCAGCCCUUGAUGAUGGGAACAACGAAGAAGGUAGGGCUGAAGUUGAUGAUGUGAACAACGUAGAUGAUACAUUAGAAGAGGAUGAUAGAACUGAUGUAGAAGAUGUAUCUGAAGUUGAUGAUGUACCCGAAGAAGAUGAUUUCUCGGAAGUUGAAGUUAUGACCGCAGUAGAAAACGUCAGUGAAGUUGAUGAAGUAUCCGAAGUAGAUGAUGAGGUAGAAGAUGUCAUUCCUGUUGCUGAAGAUGAGCCAGUUACCGAAGCAGGUGAUGGUGAUAACGACGAAGCUCUGGUUGAAUAUGUUCCCAGUCUUAAUGUAAGUUUGUUAUGUUAAACGUUACUUUUUGAAGAUUUAGGUCGGAGUAAAACUACUAGACCUACAGUAGAAGAUAGGCUAGAGUAAGGAAGGGUAAGGUAAGUGACGGUAGGAUACUUCAGCGUAUUGUAGAGUGACUUAUACUUUUUUGUCAGGAUUCCACCUGGCCAGAUGUUGUGCUAAAACCAAUGAAAAAACUUUCAAUCGGGAUUAAGAGUCACAACCAUGAAGUUACAGUUAAUUUAAAAUUACACGACAACCAAGUAAUCUCGAGUAUUGAAACCUUAGAUAGAAUUGUAAGCUAUACCGCCGACGUGUACGAAAACUUCAAACUGAGUAUAUUUGUGGGCGAAACAUGCGUGUGGACAAAGUCUCAACUAAACGAACUCGCGGAUUACUGUGAGAGUAAGUGGUUAAAACAUUGAUUAAAAUUUUAGUCCGCAAGGGAUAAAAGAUCAGCACUGAUAACUGCGUCAACUAAAAUGGAAAUUAAUGCAUUUUUCAAUUUUUAAUGAAGUUUGUGAUAUUUUCUUAAAAAUCAAUAAAAUUUGUGACAUUUCGUUAAAAAAUCAAUAAAAUUUGUGACGUUUUGUUAAAAAAUCAAUAAAAUUUGUGACAUUUCGUUAAAAAAUCAAUAAAAUUUGUGACGUUUUGUUAAAAAAUCAAUAAAAUUUGUGACAUUUCGUGAAAAAAUCAAUAAAAUUUGUGACAUUUUGUUAAACAAAUCAAUAUAUUUUGUGACAUUUCGUUGGAAUUGAAAAUUGAUUUUAUAAUGAGCAUACUCCGCGAAAAACAACUUAUAUUUACCUUUUUUUAAUUAUACUAUAAUAUCUGCAAGGUCGGGCAUUUUCCUUGUUAGUCUCGAUUCAUAUCUCCGGAAUCAGGAGAGGCACUUUCCUUAUAUAAUAUGAAGCGCUAUAACUGUAUAAUUUUAUUUUUUCAGGAAACUUCCCGACCAUGGAAUUUUCAGCCUAUGUUCUUCAUCAAACUCCAAUGUUUGGCCCGUUCGUUCCGCUCUACAGAAGGCUACAUCCUGUUGUUAAUACACUAGCAAUUGAAAGCCCUGAUUUCCUACGUUAUUGCAUGGAUUUAGAGCUGCAGGAGUUGAAUAUAUUGAAACCGAAUUACUUAGGUUAUUGUAAGUUAUUUUGAAAAAAUGGAUUUUUGGGUAGGGUAGGGUAGUGUAGGGUAGAGUAGGGUAGGGUGUGUAAAGUGUAUUUUUGCCAAACAAUGUGACUUUGUUUUCAGUUACCCUACAUCAAAGUAAAAGAUGUUAGGGUUUGGGAUUUUCAACUUGUAAAAGAGAUGCACCAUGAUAUGCUGGUAAUGACAUCUGUUGAGAGGGUCAUUUUUGUCGUAUUUCCUGAAGAUAUCGAUGACAAAUGGGUUUUUAAGCACGCUUGUGACGUUUUUCCGAGUUUAACCCGGGUGUCAUUUACUAGUAACAUUUCUUACAAUUUGGAUGUAUGCAAGUCUUUUGUUUAAACCUUCAUCAUGAAGUAAAUUUUUAAGUUUUAGACGAAAUGUCACACAAUUUAUCGGCUUUUUUGACGAAAUGUCACAAAAUUUAUUGGAUUUGAAAAGUGUGCAAAUUUAUUCCUUCUUAGUUGAGUAUUUUUCUCAGAAGGAACAUUUUUUAUUUUUAACGAAAUGCCGCAAAAUUUAUCGACUUUUUAACGAAAUGCCACAAAAUUUAUCGAUUUUUUUGACGAAAUGUCAAAAACUUUAGUAGAUUUUGAAAAUACUCAAAUUUAUCCUUUGUUAAAAAUUUUUUUAUUUGACAGCCAUCACUACCAAUCUGAUACUAUACUUUAGGUAUGAACGAGGGACUGCUUGAAGAUAUCGGUAAUGGAAUGAAACUCUGGAAGAGCGCAUUGAAACGUAAUCAGAACCGCCUAAACGUUUCUAUUUGUUAUAUUUUCAAAUACAAGUUUGUGGUCAAUAAAGCAGCGGCAGUAAAAAUUGCAAAGCACAUUGGCCACAAAGUACAAUAUGUUGAAGGGAAAGUUUCGCUAAAGUUGCGAGAACCUAACAUUGACCUGGAAUUGACUGUUAUAACUUUGUGA